Molecule: messenger RNA, 621 nt
Organism: Drepanopeziza brunnea f. sp. 'multigermtubi' MB_m1
Lineage: Eukaryota; Fungi; Ascomycota; Leotiomycetes; Helotiales; Drepanopezizaceae
Source: RefSeq, a predicted model, not a curated record
AUGUUCCGGCAAUUCGCGAAGUUGCCCAACGAUGUAAAGCAACUUUUCUGGCACUUCCUUGCGCAACACCCUCAGAUCAUCCGACCGGAAUGCUUGCCGCCAUUCACCAAGCUGGCUCUAGACCGGUACGACGGGGAAGACGACAGGCAGAUCCUACCUUUCGUCCCGGCGGUCCUCCGGUCACGACGAGUCGGGCUGGGGUACUACUACAAGCAGUAUUUCCCGAACAGCAGCCACCCCGCCCCGUAUCUGAACCCUAUGGCCGACACUCUCCGCUUCGAGGACCGGAUCGCCAUGCGAAACUCUUAUCUGCGGAUAGAUAUGAGCGCCAUCGACAUCCAGACGAUUGAGCGGCGUUACCCCACCUUCUCGAACGAUGGGCAGGUGAAGAUCAACUUGCCCAGAGAGCUCGUCGAGUUUCCGAAGCUGCAGCACGUCUACUUCCUGGUAGACGACCGAACCAAGGAAACGACUUCCAAACGCCAGCUGACGGAUCAGGUGAAGGAGGCCUGGGAGCCGCAUCUCAAGAUCUUUGUGCGAUGGUCACGUGUACAGCAACCUCCACAGGAACCUACGUUUCACUUCUUCACUCUGGAAGACGGGAAACGCAAAGAGAUUUAG